Molecule: messenger RNA, 4618 nt
Organism: Peromyscus californicus insignis
Lineage: Eukaryota; Metazoa; Chordata; Mammalia; Rodentia; Cricetidae
Gene: Ogfrl1
Product: opioid growth factor receptor like 1
Exons: 7
Coding region: 102-1493 (463 amino acids)
Cellular component (GO): membrane
Molecular function (GO): opioid growth factor receptor activity
Source: RefSeq, a predicted model, not a curated record
CGCGGGCCGUGCGAGCUUCGCCGCCGGCGCCCCGAGCGGGAGCGCGGCCAUGCCCGGGCCCUAGCGCGCUGCCGCAGCCCGCGCCCGCCGCCGCCUCUUCAAUGGGCAACCUGCUCGGCGGGGUCAGCUUCCGCGAGCCCACCACCGUGGAGGACUGCGACUCCACCUGGCAGACCGACUCGGAGCCCGAGCCCGAGCAGCCGGGGCCGGCGGGCGGUGGCGAGGGCCAGGAGCACGACGAACCGGAGCAGCCCGAGCAGCCUCCCGAGAGAGCCGGAGGGCGGCCCCGAGCCAGCCCCGUGCCCGAGGACCAUGCCGAGGCGGGGGGCGCCGAGCAGGGUGGUGAUCCCACAGAAGCCACUGCCAAACCAAAGAGGAGCUUCUAUGCUGCGAGGGAUUUGUACAAAUACCGACAUCAGUACCCACAGAACUUCAAAGAUAUCCGAUAUCAAAAUGACUUGAGCAACCUUCGCUUUUAUAAGAAUAAAAUUCCAUUUAAGCCAGAUGGUGUUUACAUUGAAGAGGUUCUAAAUAAAUGGAAAGGAGACUAUGAGAAGCUGGAACACAACCACACUUACAUUCAAUGGCUCUUUCCCCUGAGAGAACAAGGCUUGAACUUUUAUGCUAAAGAGUUAACUACAUAUGAAAUUGAGGUAAUGCAAGCUCAAUUCAUCCUACAUGAGGAAUUCAAAAAAACAAAAGAAGCAAUCAGAAGAUUCCUCUUGGCUUAUAAAAUGAUGCUGGAAUUUUUUGGAAUAAAGCUGAUUGAUAAAACUGGAAAUGUUGCUCGGGCUGUAAAUUGGCAAGAAAGAUUUCAACAUCUGAAUGAGUCCCAGCACAACUACUUAAGAAUUACACGGAUUCUGAAAAGCCUUGGUGAGCUUGGGUACGAGAGUUUUAAGUCCCCUCUCGUAAAAUUUAUUCUCCACGAGGCUCUGGUGGAGAACACUAUUCCCAAUAUUAGGCAGAGUGCUCUGGAGUAUUUUGUUUAUACAAUUAGAGACAGAAGAGAGAGGAGAAAGCUCCUGCGCUUUGCCCAAAAACAUUACACCCCGUCAGAGAAUUUCAUCUGGGGGCCGCCUAGAAAAGAACAGCCAGAGCGAAGCAAAGCCCAGAAAAUGCCCACUCUGCCCACUUCGGGUUCGAACAGUCAAACUUCUGUGCACAAGAAAUCCAAGGACUCCAAAAAUUCCUCAGCUAUUCACCCAAAUAGCAAAACUGUGGAAGAAAAAAAGGGACCGUCUAGAGAGGCUGGGGAGGAGACCAGCAAGCCAAGCCCAGAGUCCCACAGUGAAGAUGCCACACCAGGAAACCCAGAGAAAGACGAUGUUGCUGAAGAGUCAGAGUCUCCACCCGAGAAAACAGUUACUGAUGCCGUGGGGAAAGGGGAGUGUCCAACUUCCUCUGAAAACGCCAGAGAGGGGGAAAACCAGAGCAAAGACUUGGAAAAUCCUGAAAACACCAGUUGCCACGAAGAGGUGGUGUCCCAGUGAAUUGUCACAAACCCACACAUCAGUUCCGGUGAAGGAAGUGAAAAACCACUGUCUAAUUUAUCCUGAAGAACAGAGAUGAGGUCACGUUUGAAAUGUUAGCCAUCUGUGACUUUUGCCGUCAGCCCUGUGUUCUUGUUUUUAUUUUGGAUGAUGGUGAAAUUGGAUAUUUAAUAAGAAGUUUUUAAGACCAGAUCCAAUAAAAGAAUAUAUUUAGGAUGCGUUUCCAAAAAUCUCUACAACAGUCGUCACUUUACAAAUAUUUUCAAGUUAUCUAGAACGAAUCGAGUAGCAUUUGGUACUCAGCCUGUUCUCUGGAGAGAUUCAUGCGGAAAUCGAGACCCUCUCGUGACGCCUCGCCCCUGACUUUUAGAUUCGUUUUGAAGUUGGAAGGAUGAAGUUGGGUCUCCUCAAAUGUUGCAGCACCUCGGUGUCCUUAGCUUGGAUUUCUGCAGUGGCUGCCGUUCCCACUUGUCCUUCAUCCUGUUUUGUCCCCCUUCCUCUUCUGGCUUGAACCACCAUCAUGGUCGGCUUCGUGAGUUUUCUAGUACACAUUAGGACCCUCUCCUAGGCCGACAUCCAGGUGGAAGACAGGGACAUCUUUAAGAGUCUGAUUUCAAGAUUUUUUCUUUAAGGUUUAGAAUAAUAAAAAUAUUUUCAGUAUUAAUUGCUUAGAGAAGAUUUGUAUAUGUGUGUGAAAAAAUAUAGAACAAAAGUAGACUUUGGUUUUUUUUUUUUUUUUUGGCUGUCCUCUACAAAAUUGGUGGUUGAUUGUGGAUGCAAAUCACUGAGAAGUGGUUUUUUUUUUUCUUUAAAUCACAAAAAUUACUCAUUUUUUUUAACGAUGUCUCCUCACCCUGUCAACAAACACUUUUGUCUUUUGAGCCAUUAGUGUAUUGAUGCCAUGAGCAUUAUGGGAUUCCUGAUGUCACUACUCCACAGAGUCUCUAUGUAUGUGUGUAUGUGCAUAUUUAGUUUGUCAUUUUGGACCUGAGAACGGUUUGCAGUUACAUACAUUCACUUUUAGUAAGUAUUAGAUAUAUUGCAUUGCAUCGGCUAAAACUUAUAUUGUGUACAGUUGUUGCUAAUUAUUACAGAUCUGAAGACAAUCAGAAACACUGUGAUGGGGACUUUAGAACAUUCAUACGAACACAGACAAAGCAAUGAACAGAGAAUAUUUUUACUUGUUUCUAUUUAGCAAGGAAUUGACUUUUUAAAAUCUCUCUUAGGCUUUUAAGGAAAGUCCUGUAUUCUUUCGCCACCCCCCUCUUGCCCCAGGGAACUUUUGCUAUUUCCUCUUUCUAGCACACCCAACACAUAAUCAUCUUGUUGGCUUUUUCCACCUGUACGUUCCGUGGUGAUUCCUACAGAAUACGCCUAUCAAUCGUGUGCUUUUAGAAAUAAGGUUUUACUGUUUUUAAGUUUGCACAACACAGCCCAGUUGCUUAUUCCUGACUGUGUGUGUGUGUGUGUGUGUGUGUGUGUGUGUGUGUGUGUGUGUGCAUCCUAGUGGCACUGGUGUUGUGCAUCAUAUCCCAGUAAGAUAGGAAAUGCUUCAUCGUUUAGUUCCCACAGUUCGACAGCUUUAGUUUGUUCCAGUCUGCACAGGGUUCAGGCAUGAAAGAGGACUAUUAAGUUAGGCCGAAUUGUAGGGAUAUGGUCAAUUUAAUUCAAAAUAUCUUAAUUUUGCACACACAAAUGAAGUAUUCAGUAUGUAACUGCACACACAAAUGAAGUGUUCAGACCACUUUAAGGGUAUUUAGUGUAAGAAACUUGGGAUCAGGGGUGCUGGAGAGAUGUCUCAGUGGUUCAGAGCAUUGCUGCUCUUUAGAAGACCAGGGUUCAGUUCCCAGCACCUGUACUGGGUGGGGUGGUUCACCACCGUCUCUAGUACUAAGGGAUCUGACUCCUUGUUCUGGCUUUCAGGGGAACUGCAUGCAUGUGGUGCACAUACAUACAUGCACACGCACACAUAUACAUAAAUAAGUUUUUUAAAAAAAAAUAAAUGUGGGCCAGCUACUAAAAAUAUUUUUAAAAAACAAAAUACCAGAAGCUAAUACAAUCUGAAUCACUUAGAAAUUAUGGUAUACCAGAACCCUUAGAAAUGAAAACACUUAACAAUUUAGAUUUUAGACUGUUAUUUCUUAUUAAUUAUUUUGCUAGCUUGUGCUGUUUAAUUUCAGAAUAUUGAGUCCCAAGAGGAGAGCUCCCUGGCUUCCAUCUAAAAUAGUGGCCUUUUCUCAACAAUGGUUAUUUAAACUUCAUAAAGGGGCAAUGUUUCCUACAUUUAAUCUGUAAAUAGCAGUGAGAAUAACUCAGUGAAGAACAAGCUAAAGGAAGUCAUUCCUUUUGCUAAUAAAAAUUGAACGUCUCGAUUUUUUUCUAUUAAGAGUACUUUGUACAUUUAAUAGUUUUUUAACAUAAGAUCUGUAGAUGAUGUAUUUCUGAGUGUGUUAGAUAUCAAAAACCCCUCUGAAUUUUACUUCUGCGUUUUGUGUUUUGCAAACUACCAUAUGCUUACAGAAAUUGACUAAAAAGCUGUUCCAGAAAAUGCUGUAUAGCAUGGCCAAGUAGCUAGACGCAUGGCUAAGCAUCCGCAGGUGUUCUCAUAUGGUCUUUGUUAUGCCAUGGGCUGUAAGGAUGCUAAGUGUUGGCUAUUGAUAAAACUACAUCUCACAGCAAAUAGAUGCCAUAUUGCUUGAUUAGCCUAGUGCAUUUCUAAUAUUUUUUUGCUUUCAUAUUUCAGAGGAGAAAAUAUAUGUGAAGAUAUUUUGAAAUACUGUAAAGUGACAAAUAAUUAUAUAUUUCUGUACGGUGGAGAUGUUUCUGACAUUAAGAUUAUUAUAUCAUUCUGCAUUUUUGAGCUCAUUCUUACAGGAAAUUCUAAAUAAUUAUGGUGGACGUAAAAAAAUCUAUGUGCUUCCUCUAAAUUAGGUCUAGUUGUCAGUUCUAAAAUUACAUGGUAUAGUUUUAUUUUGUUGUAAGUUUUGAGACUAUACUUUUUGUUUUGAAGGAGAGAAAGUAUAUAACUCAGGAGUUACUAAGAAAGUUGUAAGGUUUUUUCUUUCUUUUUUGUUGUUACAUAUAUAAAUACAUGAAGAUGUAAUAAAAACUUGUCACAGCCAUGA